AUGACGACCAUCUGUUGUCUUCACGCAUCCGUUGCACAAAAGUCCUAUGGAUCCGAAAAGCGCUUCUUGUGCCCACCUCCGAUCGUCAACAUCCAGGCACCGCAUGGCGAUUCCAAGUCUGCGUUGAGCAGCAAGCCCCAGGUCACGAUGUCGGUCGUUUGCGAAAGCGAGAAUAACAACUCUUUGGGCCAGCGUUCGACCCUGGAGGAUGACCAUACAGGCACAUUCCGCUAUCUCUAUGUUACGGGCUCUGCCAAAGCAAAGUCAUUCCAGCUCAAGCUUCAAGUCUAUGGUCGUGCCUGCCUGCCCAACGGAUUCAUCUCGAACGAUUCGAUCCCCUCUGAGACCGAAGAGGGUGUUGUCAACACUGCGGAUUUACCAGAGCCCUAUGCUGUGUUUGACAGUGCGCCCAUUGCCAUCAUCUCCAAGCCGUCGAAGAAGACCGCUAAGGCUCGCAAUGUUUCGUCAUGCAUCCUUGCCGGAUCGCUGGUCUCGCUCUUCAACCGCAUCAACUCGCAGACAGUUCGCACAAAGUACAUGUCCGUCCAGGAUGGCGAGUUCUGCGCCAAGAGCUCGACCUGGUCCUCGUUCUCGGUGACGAUCGUUUCCAAUGGUCCAAGCAACCCUGCCCGGGUGGGUUCUCCAAAGUCCCAUCACCGCCAGUCCGCCAUGCAGUCGUCCUCGCCUAUCACCUAUGGCGCGGAGAUCAUCUUGACCGAGACCGCUACUGGUCUGCAGUCGGACCGUCUGAUUGUUUGCAAGGUUGAGAAUGGACGCAUCCAGGAAAACGCGACCGGACCAAUCUGUCAGAUGCAGAAAGUCGCCCUCAUGUCGACGGAGCGCAACAAGGAUGGUGAGCCUGUGUACCUGAGUGCCGUCGGCAAUGACCACCAGGUCGGACGUUAUAUGGAUCACUCGACCUCAACCAAGACAAUCUUGAAGUACCAGCCCUCGACCAUGGCCGGCGGCAACACCGACAUUAUGAAACCCGGCAGCGAUGACUUCCUGUGCUGGACCAUUGUUGGCAUCUCCAAGUUUGAGUACACGUACUUUGAAUCUCUGCCUGCGGAUAGUGAGACCCAUCACCCGAUUACGCCUUUCCCGACACUGGUGAAGAACCCGGUCUACAACGCGACCUCGCACACGCUGGAGCUGGUCGUCUCCGACUUUUACUCCCAGAUUGGCGACCAGACAAGCGAGACGCCCAUGGGAGUCUGGUUGGGAUCGCGUGGCCCGCUUUCGACGCACAUCAUCCGGAGGAAUGUCUCGAGUGGGCCUGAGGUCAGUAUGGAUCAGACGACGCUCUUGGUGGAUUUGCCGCAGGGCAAACAGAUGGGUGUGGCCCUGGACGAGAAGACAUUGUCGUUGCCGCUGCUGUUUGUUCGCCAUUCGGACGGUAUCACCUAUAACUCUCGAGCGACCGUUGUAUUCACCCGUCCUGACAACGGCGAGCGAUGGAGCGUCAGCAUGGCAUAA
Messenger RNA from Gamsiella multidivaricata, 1476 nucleotides. RefSeq names its product beta-trefoil DNA-binding domain-containing protein. Gene Ontology annotation, molecular function: RNA polymerase II cis-regulatory region sequence-specific DNA binding; DNA-binding transcription activator activity, RNA polymerase II-specific. Gene Ontology annotation, cellular component: nucleus. The transcript is spliced from 2 exons. The record is from RefSeq and is a predicted model, not a curated record. NCBI's taxonomy places the organism in Eukaryota, Fungi, Mortierellomycota, Mortierellomycetes, Mortierellales, Mortierellaceae. Bases 1 to 1476 code for a protein of 491 amino acids. Gene Ontology annotation, biological process: regulation of transcription by RNA polymerase II.